CCGUGCGACCACAUUUUUAAGCUUAAAACAAUUAUUUUUUUCUUUUUUUAUUUUUCACGGAAGCUAGACAAAAAAGUCCCUAAUUGUCCGCAAACAAUCAAUCAUCGCUAAAAACCUAACCCACAGACGUAGCGUGACGCAGUUACCAAUGACAAUUCGGCCGAAUUCGCGUGACCGUCGUUCUCACGCGCUCCCCCCGCCGAUUACCAACACCCCCUCUCCCAGUCAGCCCUAUCCCCUUUUUCUCCCAUACAUAUCAUCUCUCCACCCACAAUCGCCUCCCGCCGCCUCUCCUUUCCCCCCAAUUUCCUUUUCCGAUUCCUUCCCCUCGUUGAAUUUAAUUCGCUAGGGUUACCGAUCCAUGGGCGAUUUGACGGAAUCUUCGACUCCUCACGCGCCGGCGCCGCCGCGGCAGGGUCCUUUCCGCGAGGACUGCUGGACGGAGGAGGCGACGGCGACGCUCGUCGAUACCUGGGGACAGCGCUACCUCGAGCUCAACCGCGGCAACCUCCGCCAGAAGGAUUGGCAGGAGGUGGCAGAUGCGGUGAACGCGCUCCACGGCCACACCAAGAAGACGCACCGCACCGACGUGCAGUGUAAGAACCGGAUCGAUACUCUGAAGAAGAAAUACAAGACGGAGAGGACGAGGAUCGCUGAAUCGAACGGUGCCCUAGCCUCGUCCUGGCCGUUUUUCUCCACUCUGGAGCACUUGAUCGGAUCUAAUUUCAACAAGCACCAGCAGAGCAAGGUGAUUACGUUGCCUCAAUCUGCGCCGCAGCUAUCUCUGCCUGCUCCGCCGCUGGCUGUGCCGUUAUCCUAUCGCAAACCGAUGAAUCCUGCGGUGGUGACGCCGUUUAGUCUGCCGCAGAAGCGUCCGAUGACGUCUCCGGUCGUGGAUAAGUCGUUCUUCAGGAGAAAUUACUCGGCGAUGGCUGCUGCAGCGGCUGCACCUGACGAUGAGGCUGAUGAUGAUGAUGAUGAGUUGGAGGGUGAUGAAGUGGAGGGGAGCGAGGAUGAGGCUGAAGAGGACGAACAGGUAGGGCAAGAAGGGAUGAGGAGACUGGCAAAGGCUAUAGAGAAUUUUGGGGAAAUUUUUGAGAAGGUAGAGGGUAAUAAGCUGAGGCAGAUGGUGGAGUUGGAGAAGCAAAGGAUGCAGUUUGCUAAAGAUUUGGAGGUCCAAAGGAUGCAAUUGUUUAUGGAUACACAGGUCCAGUUAGAGAAGGUCAAGCGAACUAAACGACCUGGAUCUUCUGAUGAUAUGUAUAGCUAGUGGUGCGGAGUCUGGGACCGUGCAAAUCCUUGGUGCGGUCGAGCAUUGAGCAGCUGAACAAUGUGGUAUUUCUUCUUGUUGAUAGGUGAAGAAGAUUCUUUGGCCGGGAAAGAUAUUGACUAGCUAAUUUUUAUGUAGAAGAGUGAUUCAUGUCAAUGUUAGGCUUCCUUUGAUCAAAAUCUACUUUUAUCUGCCUGUUUAGGAUCAUUAAUUUUUGUUCUUGUCAGUUCAUAUAGCAACUUGUUAGUGUUUGAAUGUGUUUUCAUAUAAUCAUUCGUAGUUUACUUCA
Messenger RNA from Salvia splendens (bonfire salvia), 1559 nucleotides. RefSeq names its product trihelix transcription factor ASIL2. Bases 362 to 1270 code for a protein of 302 amino acids. The transcript has 2 exons. The record is from RefSeq and is a predicted model, not a curated record. Gene Ontology annotation, cellular component: nucleus. Gene Ontology annotation, molecular function: transcription cis-regulatory region binding. NCBI's taxonomy places the organism in Eukaryota, Viridiplantae, Streptophyta, Magnoliopsida, Lamiales, Lamiaceae.